Plectropomus leopardus (leopard coralgrouper) is the source of this 7829-nucleotide messenger RNA. RefSeq names its product SH3 and PX domains 2Aa (gene sh3pxd2aa). Gene Ontology annotation, molecular function: phosphatidylinositol binding; superoxide-generating NADPH oxidase activator activity; protein binding. Lineage: Eukaryota; Metazoa; Chordata; Actinopteri; Perciformes; Serranidae. The record is from RefSeq and is a predicted model, not a curated record. Gene Ontology annotation, cellular component: cytoplasm. Gene Ontology annotation, biological process: superoxide anion generation.
GAAUAACAUGUAGUUUGUGUCGAAAUCAAAAGCUUUUUUUUUGGCACAUUUAUGUAACAUUAUUGCGUGCUCUUAUAAGGAAGGAGGAAAAGUUACGGGGAUGAAAUGAUUAUGUUGAUCUCGGCAGCUUCAUAAUUUUGCCACACAAGAGCACGUUUCUUGUCGAGAAAAGAAAAGCCAAAUGUUUUUUUUGCCAGUGUAUGUGCUUUAUUCCAAGUAGCCCUGAGGACGUGCGUGAAGCCCAUCCCACUCCGUUCCCUAAAUUCACUGCGCCUGCUGUAGCACGGGAGGCGUUUGGCGCUGGAUUUGCCGGCUUCCUUGCAUUCAUCCAGCCCCCCCUUGUAACCUUCAGGUAUGCAUAUGCCUCCUCUGUAGGCAUCAGACACAAAGGAACUCUUGACUUUUUUUUUUCUAUUUUUAAGGUGACCGCCUUCAUCAGCGCGCCGCCCGCCACCGGUGUGUGGCUGAACAUCGCUCUCUGCUUUGGAUAUUUCACCGUCAGCGACCAGCACCAGGCUUAUCGAUAAGUUUCUAAUCAGAUUGAUGCUCGUUGCGUCAACGGAGCCGGAGCAAGAGCUGCCAAAUUGGCCGCGAGCGAGCUGAUCUCUUAAUGGACCGCUGAAUUGUUAAAUGACACAGCGAUGAAUGUUGUGAUCUCCCUCUCGUGAUACCAAGAUAGCAUUAUCUGGAGCCGCAGCAGCUGCCUGCCAGCCUGCCCGCCUUGCCUGCCGCUUUUAUGCAUAGCCUUUGCAGGGUCAAGAUGCAGUUUCGGACUGUGCUGGACGUGAAAGUCGUGGACGUGGAGAAGAGGCGCAAUCCGUCUAAGCACUACGUAUAUCUCAUCAAUGUCACCUACUCUGACAACACCUCGCACAUCAUCUACAGAAGAUACAGCAAAUUCUUUGACCUACAGAUGCAGAUACUUGACAAGUUCCCAAUUGAGGGAGGGCAGAAAGACCCAAAGAAGAGGAUCAUCCCAUUUCUCCCAGGCAAAAUCCUGUUCCGGAGGAGUCAUGUGCGAGACGUGGCCAUGAAGCGGCUGCGUUUCAUCGACGACUACUGCAGGGCGCUGGUGCGACUCCCCCCUCAGAUCUCUCAGAGUGAGGAGGUGCUGCGCUUCUUUGAGACUAAAGCCGAGGACGUCAACCCCCCAGUGGAGGACUAUGGCUCCAAGCGCAAGUCGGUAUGGAUGUACGGCUUUACAGACAGCCCGAGGAAAGAGGCCUCAGGGAUUGACAGCUCGGAGCCCAUGGUGCUGGAGCAGUACGUGGCCGUGGCCAACUACGAGAGGCAGGAGAACUCGGAGAUCAGCCUCAAGGCUGGCGAGACGGUGGACGUGAUUGAGAAGAGUGAAAGCGGUUGGUGGUUUGUCAGCACAGCAGAGGAGCAGGGCUGGGUGCCGGCCACAUACCUGGACUCCCAGAAUGUAACCCGAGACGAUUUGGAUCUGGGCACUUCCAGGACUGGGGAAGUUACUAAAAGACGCAAGGCGCAUCUGAAGAGGCUGGACCGCCGCUGGACCCUGGGGGGUAUAGUCAACCGCCAGCAGAGCAGAGAGGAGAAAUACGUGACGAUACAGCCGCACACCAGUCAAGGGAAGGAUGAAGUCAGCUUUGAGAAAGGGGUCACCGUGGAGGUCAUCCAGAAGAACUUGGAGGGCUGGUGGUACAUCAGAUACUUAGGAAAAGAGGGCUGGGCCCCUGCCUCCUACUUGAAAAAGGUGAAAGACGACUUCUCCCCCCGCAAGAAGACCCUGACAGGCCCUGUGGAGAUCAUCGGCAACAUCAUGGAGAUCAGCAACCUGUUGCAAAAGAAGUCUGUCAGCGAGAAGGACAUCCAGACAGACGGAGAGGGCAGCACCACGCCAGAGCGCCACAUCUCCAAGAGCGAGAUCAGCCUUCCCAUGCCCUAUAACUCUGAAAUCAACGCCGAGACGGGCAGGAGGCUGAGCGCGGGCCGUGACACCAACAGCCCAUGUCUGGGAAUAGCAGCAAGUGCCGCUCUAAAUGAAAAAGCGAGGGGCGAGCCAGGGUCCCCAGCUGUUGCGAGAGUGGCACCGCAUAGAGUGGAAAUUGGCUUUGAUGCUAUAGGGUCUCCAAAUCUGAGACAAAAACCUCCCCCACGAAGAGAACCCAACUUGGGAUUCCAGUUACCAAAGCCACCAGAGCCCCCUGCUGUGGAAGCAGAGUAUUACACAAUAGCAGAUUUCCAGUCCUCGAUCUCUGAUGGCAUCAGUUUCCGUGGAGGACAAAAGGCUGAUGUCAUAGAGAAGAACCCUGGAGGCUGGUGGUAUGUGCAGAUUGGUGAGAUGGAGGGCUGGGCCCCCUGCUCCUACAUCGACAAGCGCAAGAAGCCCAACCUUAGUCGUCGGACCAGCACCCUAACACGACCCAAAGUCCCACCUCCAGCUCCACCUGUCAAAAAACAAGAGUCUGAGGAGGCUCCCCCUCCUCCUAACUCUGCCUCUAAAGUCUCAGAGCCACCAAGCAGGCCCGUGUACGAGGAACCUGAAUAUGAUGUUCCUGCAAUCGGUUGCGAAGGGGAAUCAGAUACAGAUUCCCUGAAGGAUGAGCGCCCCCUGGAUGUGAAGAUCAGCAGCGUGGUAAGCGACAAAUACCGCAACUCCCCGCCUUCCUCAAAGGCCUCUCCUCCUACCUGUAAGGCCUCUCCUCCCGUCUGCAAGGCCUCUCCACCUUCCUGCAAGGCCUCUCCUCCCGUUUGCAAGGCGUCCCCUGUUUUCACCCAUCGGAGAGCUUCCUUCAGAUCUGGAGAGGAAGUUGCAAAAGAGGAGUGUGUCUAUGAGAAUGAUGGUUUCAGACCAACCAGUGGUGUUGAAGGAACUUCAGUCAAAGGUUCCAGUGAACCGAAUUCCCCGAGGAGCUACCAUUCCUCCACAGUCCCACGAAAACCGUCCGGAUCCUCACCCUUAGCUGGUAGACCCAUGAAGACCAUGACACCAGAGAUGAACCGCAGAAGCCAGACCCUGGGCAGACACAUAGAUAUUAGCCUCAGGUCGCAGGACAACAGCCCCCACUCUUCUUCAGAUGAAUUGAGCAGAGGCCCCAGGAAAUCCGCUGUCUUCAGCAGGGAUGUGGAACAGAGAAUAGGCCAGAGUCCCUCCACCAGGCCCAAGCCGUCGGUCAGACCUAAACCACUCCUGACCAAAUCAGAGCCCCAGAGUCCUGAGAGGAUGGACAUUAGUUCUCUGAGACGGCAGCUGAGGCCCACAAGUCAGUUUCGACAUGGCCUUAAACCUUCUCGUGGGGACGAUUCUGAAACAGCUUCUGUCAUCUCAUCAGAGGACUCUAUGUGCUCACGCAGUACCUCAGAUCUGUCCUCUGUUUACUCCAAAGGGAGCCGUGGCGACUCAGAUGUGGAAGGCCCCAAUCUUUACCGCUCCCUCGAUGCCUACAAGAAGGUGCAAGACUCUGAGAUCAGCUUUCCAGCCAAUGUAGAGGUUGAGGUUCUGGAGAAGCAGGAAAGCGGUUGGUGGUACAUCCGCUGGGGAUCAGAGGAGGGCUGGGCUCCUUCAUACUAUCUGGAACCUGUCAGACAAGUGGUUGAUGCUGGUGGGUUAGAACUAGAUGGUCACGGUAGUGGGGGCAGUAAGUCCAACAGCUUGGAGAAAAAUGAGCAGCAUGUUUUGGCCCUCAAUAACAUCAACAUCCAGGGACUGAGCCAACAGCAUCAAAGCAUGAGAAGGAACUCUCCGCCAAUUCCUUCUAAGCCUCCUGGUGGCUUCUCAAAGCCGUCCGGGAUGGUUAACGGAGGUGUUCGGAUGAGGAACGGGGUACGCCAGGUGGCAGUGAGGCCUCAGUCUGUUUUUGUGACCACAACACAGCCAGCCAAGGAUGGGCACUACAUGACAGGGUCUCUGAGGCGAAAUGACUCUCUUGGUAGAAGCGAUCACUAUGGCUCUGGUUCUGCCACUCUUGGUGUCCGCCGAAAUGCCUCCUUCAGUACCGUGCGACCACAUGUAGUGGUUGAAAGUCAGACGAGGCCUGCCGAGCGCUCCAGCCUGGGGUCUUCGGGGAGCGCAUUCAGCACAAGUAAUGUCCAGGACGCCCUUAGCAGAGUUAACCAACGCAACGGCAUCCCUGUGUCCACAGUUCGACCCAAACCCAUCGAGAAGAGCCAACUGAUCCACAACAACCUUGGCAGGGAUGUGUACGUGUCCAUUGCUGACUAUCGUGGCGAUGAGGAAACAAUGGGUUUCACUGAGGGCACCUGUCUGGAGGUGUUGGAAAGAAACCCCAAUGGAUGGUGGUACUGCCAGGUGCAGGACAGCCUGCUUCCCCGCAAGGGCUGGGUCCCCUCCAACUACCUAGAGCGAAAAAAAUGAACCCACAUCCUUCCCAUGCUCUUCCCCCCAACUCCCCCUUUUGAUGUCUCCAAGGACGUGGGUGGUAUCACUCCUUAAGAAUGUUACCUGCAAUCUCCCGUAAGCAAUAUGUCCUUGAAAAUGUACAUUUAUGACUGCGUGUAAAAAGAGAGAUGUUUUAAUCUGAUGAGGAAGGACACUUUUAGUGCUGGUUUACUAAAAUAUAUACAAAGAGGAGUGUAAAGAUUUUAAAUAUUUUGGCUGGGAAUGAAAGGCAGAAAUGUGGGAUCGGUUACUCUUAAGUAAGGAAAUUUAGAAGAGUGUCUUUGAGAUCUAAAAUGGUAUGAAUGGGAGUGAUAACCUCUUAAAGAGGUUUGCAUCAUGUCAUACAGAAGUUGAGCAGGGUAAUGGUUAUGCUUAUUCCUGCCCAUCACUGACUCUGAUGGCCGAUAAGUGCCUUUUGUAUUUGAUCACCUGAAUGGAGGUCCUAAAUGGUGGAUGGCAAAACAUUAAAUCAACCAAAUCUUUUAAGAGUGCCAUAGGCCUAUGAACACCACCAAGAGUAUUUCCAUAAUUAAUUGAGAAGUCCACUAUAAAGCGCAAAGUGCAAAGUUUCAGUCUAAAGCGCUCUAACUGGUCCAACAUAGAUUAUAGAAAGAAAAACAGAAUUAAGGGACUCAAGUCAACAGAGAAUUUAUUUGUUUUAAGACACAAGCAAACUAAAACAACAGUUAAAUCUUGUUAUCGGUAUUUUAUUUAGUUUCAUUGUUCAUGUUAUGAUGUCUUGUGUAUUGAUGCAAGUCUUCCUUAGAGAAUUGUUUCUGCUUUCUUGCGACAUCUGUUUUCCACCGACAGCCAAAAAUUGGAAAAGCUCCUGCCUCCUGUCAUGUACCACCUGACACUGGCAGAAUAUACAGGAUGUGCUCAGGUUUGAGAAAUUGGCAUAGUUUUUUUGUAGAUUGUCAAGCCCCAGAAAAACAUGUUAAUAUCAAUGUUUUUAAUCCCAGAUGUAACUACUGGGAAUAGCAAAUGUAUUUUUUAAAGAAACUGUGAAACUUGAAAAUAACAAUUUAGUUUUCUGGAAAAUUAAAGGAAUAACUUGUAACUUGAGUGCUCUCUAGAACAAAACCACCUCAUAUGUGUAGCUUAUAACCUCAAAAAGAUUAAAAAAAAAAAAACAAUUAGUUUACAGUGGUUUAGGUUAUACUGUAGUGCUUUUAGUUCCAGGAACAAUUGAUUUUGUAUAUAUUUUGUUUUGUAUACAUAUAUUAAUACCGCUGUUGCGGAGAUAUAUUGAAUAAGUACUGGAAAUGCGGUGAAAUAAUUGAAUCCCAGGGACAUAUUUAUCCCAAAAUGUGAUCAAACCAAAGAAAAAAUGUAAUUUCAUUGGCUAUGUUUUGUGAUUUUACUAUUUAUUUGUGGUACAAGUAAUACAAUGUAUUUGACAAAAUGCCUAAAAUGAGUUUUCUGAACUGAACAGAAACCAGUACCUGGAAGCACUUGAUACAUUUUCUCAAAAUUAUAGCUCUCUAAAAUUAAAUUAAAGUAAAUUGUAAUAUUAGAUAUUGCUGUGCAGUAUGGUUUUGCCAUGAAAUAAAUAGUUUCAAAGUUAAGGUAUUUUUUCACAUCUUUCAAACAUAUAUAUAUUUGGUCUUCAAAUAAAUGAUAUAAAUUUAGAAAUAAUUCUCCCCAAAUGCAGAGGUGAAAUUUGAGAAUUUUACAUUCUGAGCUUCAAUCCAACUUCAAAUUUUCAUGGCUGAUGUUCAAGACUGCUGAAAUACAUUUUCUAACGAGUGGUGUGGGCUCUCAAUGUGAGGCUGAACACUUAACGUUUUAUUAUGUUUCUGCUGGACAGUAUUAAACAAAGUACAGUACCUGCUAGAUUGCAGUUAUCUAUUUUAGCAAAAUCAUAUUUGUUUUUAUUUGUUAUUAUUUGUUACUCUGUGAUCACACAGUGGCAAUAAUGAGGAAUGAAGUGGUUCUGUUUUGUGAAUUAGUGCACUUUAAACUUGUUUUUUGGUGCAUUAAUGUAAAGAUGCAGUAAAUUCUCAGCAUAUUAUUUAUUGUUUUUGUAAUUAUUUAAUUUCUCUUACUUAACUUUUUUCCCCUCACCUCAAAAUUAGAGGUAGAACUCUAUAAUGAGUUCUCCACAUGACAGUGACCAUGACAAAGUCUGAGUAGAAUUAGAGACAGAGAGACCUCUGGUGGGAGGUCAAAGGUACUACAAAAAUGCUUGUUUUUUUUGUUUUUUUUAAUCUCACCCACAAGGCUUACCAGCCAUCCUACCUCAGUGCAAUAAGAAAUGCACUGCUGGUCAGUGAGUCUCACCAAAAACUGUACAGAAUUCUUUUUUUAUUUUUUUUUUUCUCAGUGCAGCUAAAAUUAUUUUUGUAGCACAUGUUUUAUAUUGGGUAAUAAUUUAUUUCUUUGUUUUUGACAAUAAAAAAAAAAAUACUUUUUUUCUCUAUGCUGUGUGCUGCAACUUUAACAAAUCAUGGGCACUUCCUUCAUCUUUAUUGUGCUUUACAUAAUGCCUGAUUUUAUAUAUAUAUUUAUGAUUAGUUUUAUAUCUUAUCACGGUUUGACAAUCACCUUAUUACCCCACACAAAAUAUUAUUGCACAGCAUUAUACAGAUUGUUACCCAAAUUGGACUUAAAUUACCUUAAUAGGCAUAAUUCCAAUAGAAAAAAAUUUUUACAUGUCAUCAUUUGGACAAGUAUUUGCAUUCAUUUCAAUAUAGAAAAAUAAAAAUUCUAAGUCUUUUAUGUCCAGUAACAAGGCCCCUUCCCAUCCAGACGAAGGCAUUAUGUAAAUGUGUUAAAUCACUUUGUACAUUUCGCUCCAGCACAUAUUAUUAUUGCAUAUUGCUUCUUUUGAUUGAGCUGAAUUUAUUUGGCUAAAAUAGCAAGGGAAUCGUUCUGUGUCAAGCAUACAUUUAGCUUUGUAGCAUCUAUCUUUAUUCAUGCUUUUGUUUUUCUUAUUUCCCUUUUUUGCCCUAUUUGUCAGAUUCUGAAAUGUACCCACGAGGAAAUGUGCAAUAGAUAAGAACACAUCAUGCUUCAACAAGAGGAAAGAUGUCACAGGUUCAGAAAAACCUGAAUGACACCAUUUCAUCUGUUGGGAGUAGAUUUUUCCCAGUCAAACUGCCAGUCAUUAGCUUUUACCGUCAUUUCAAGUGUAUCAUUUUAAAUUGAUCGUAAAGAGCAAAUGUAAAUGGCCCUAAAAUCAUUGGAAAACUCAUUGGACCAAAGCAGUCAUGUGUGACAUCUCAUUAUCUCCUGACGUGAUGGACUUUUGUAAUAACUAGCAUGAGAAUCUCUGCUCCUCAUGACCCGGAUCAGCAGGGGACAGCGAUUUGUGAAUGGCAUGGCAGAAACCCGCUGACCCGUUCUGUACUGACAUUACAGCCUUCUGGGGUCUUCUUCACAGAUGGAGAGUCAUGGGCCCAUCAUCAGGGGCCUCAGUGGCCCUGCUCUGAGCUGUCACGUUUGUGCCUGAAUGGAAUUU